This is a messenger RNA of Parnassius apollo (apollo), 909 nucleotides long. The record is from the annotation of a GenBank genome assembly. Lineage: Eukaryota; Metazoa; Arthropoda; Insecta; Lepidoptera; Papilionidae.
AUGGAAUUACAAGAUGACACACCUGUGCUAGGUCUUCAUUUUCACGUCAUAGGUGAGGGUGUUGUUCGAGUAGGUUCCGGCAGACAUGAACGCUUAUUUGAUAAAGAGAAUUAUAUUGACUUUAGGAUGCGUCUUCUUGGUGAACCAGGACAUACACCAUCGUUACUGUCUCCUGGCAUCCACAGCUUCCCGUUUAAGCUUGGACUGCCUAUGGGUCUGCCCUCAACAUUCCUUGGCACUCAUGGAUGGGUCCAGUACUACUGUAAAGCAGCAUUGCGAGAGCCGAAUGGCUUAACACAUAAAAACCAACAAGUUUUUAUUGUUAUGAACCCAAUUGACUUAAAUUUGGAGCCUCCUGUGUUAUCUCAAGAGCUGGAGUGCAGCGUGGAGCACCGCGUGGGCGUGGGCUGCGUGGGCGGCGGCGCACUGGCGUGCCGCGUGGCGCUGGACCGCGGCGCCUACGUGCCCGGCGAGAGCAUCGCGCUCUCCGCACACCUCGUCAACAACUCGCGCACCGCCAUCAAGUGCACGCGUGCUGCCCUCACCGAGACGAUCGAGUACUGGGCGCACGGUAAGGUGGCCGCGCGCGAGGUGCGCGAGCUGGCGGCGCUGCGGCGCGGCAAGACGCGCGCCGGCGGCACCGACCGCUGGCGCGAGCUGCUGUACGUACCGCCGCUGCCGCCCACCAACCUGCGCGGCUGCCACCUCAUCGCCCUGCACUACGACGUUUUCUUCAUUAUCGAGCCGAAGAGUCUAGAAAAGGAGGUGAAGUUGCAACUGCCAAUCGUGCUGGGCACGUACCCGUUCCGUGAGGCGGGCGAUGAGCGCGAGCAGAGCGAGCAGCCGCCCACACACUACCCCACCACGCUGCCCGUGUUCCGCGCCUGGCUGCACGACAAGCCGCGCUGA